Molecule: messenger RNA, 1373 nt
Organism: Daphnia magna
Lineage: Eukaryota; Metazoa; Arthropoda; Branchiopoda; Diplostraca; Daphniidae
Gene: asf1
Product: histone chaperone asf1
Exons: 6
Coding region: 592-1155 (187 amino acids)
Biological process (GO): DNA replication-dependent chromatin assembly
Cellular component (GO): nucleus
Molecular function (GO): histone binding
Source: RefSeq, a predicted model, not a curated record
UUCUCCGAAAAGUGCUUUCCAAUAUUUCAACCGAUUUCAACAACAACAACUGGAAUCCGCAGGUCGCAGCUGCGUUCUGCGUAUCUGUUCGUAAAAGAUAUGGCAACAUCUGUGUUAGUCUAUCUUUCUCUAUUGUUUCUUCCGCUACGCCGCUUCCUAUUUUCAAGUUUCGUCCAGCACACUGUUACAUUUUCGAUGAUCGAAUAUCCAAUCUUUCGGGAAGCGUCAUCCUCUCUUCGUUUGGGUAACGAAAACAUUUAUAAAUUUUCAAUCUUUGUACGACAUUUUUGCCUUUUAAAGGUGUAUGUUUUACUAGUAAAUCAUAUGUUUGGUUUUCCCUGUUCGACAUUUGGUUGACUAAAAUAGCUACGUAGCGUGAGGGUGAUCUGCUGAGCUAUUCCAUUAUUACGUUAAAAGAAAUAUACUUUUAACUGGAACUCCCAAUUGACUUUUGGGAAACUUAGGAUUUUUUUUUGUUUGAAGAAACAGUCAUUAAACAUAAAGCAAAGGAGAUUGUUAAGCAUUAUUCUAUUAACAACAAGGCCUUAAAAGAAAGUGUUUUUGUGAUUACAGUUGAAACCUGUUGUAAGCAUGGCAAAGGUCCAUGUCCAAAAUGUUGUAGUUCUCGACAAUCCUUCAAACUUCUCCAAUCCCUUCCAGUUUGAAAUUACUUUUGAAUGUUUGGAAGAUCUUCAGGAAGACCUGGAGUGGAAAAUCAUUUAUGUUGGUUCAGCUGAAAGUGAAACUUAUGAUCAAGUUUUGGAUACAGUCUAUGUUGGGCCUGUGCCUGAAGGAAGACACAUGUUUGUGUUUCAAGCCGAACCUCCACAACCUUCUAAAAUCCCGGUCGCUGAUGCUGUGGGAGUAACAGUUGUCCUUCUAACCUGCUCUUACCGUGGCCAAGAAUUUAUCCGCGUUGGGUAUUACGUUAAUAAUGAAUACGGUGAUGCCGAGCUGAAAGAGAAUCCUCCCGCCGUUCCGCAAUUUGACAAACUGAUGCGAAACAUUUUAGCCACUAACCCUCGUGUUACCCGUUUUAAAGUCGAUUGGGACGAUACGAACAAGAGUGGCACGACGAAAGGUGAACAAGUUGUUGAAAGUGACGGUCAUCAGAAAAUGGAUGCUUCCCUAAUGGAAUCAAUGGAUGUGAUGUAACAAUUAAAAUGGAUAGUCGAGUGACACUGCCACCCGAGCCGCUAAAGCCGGAGGAAUCCCAGUGCUGCGGCCAAGGUUGUCAGUUUUGCAUCCUUGACAUUUACCAGCAAGAGUUGUUAAUUUGGCAAAAAAAGUGUGAGGAACUCAAAAAUUGCCAAUUUGAGCAGAACAACAAAAUGAGUCCAGAAAAUUAUGUCAGUUGUGUUAUUGAACGUGUC